Messenger RNA from Cynoglossus semilaevis (tongue sole), 1364 nucleotides. Its product is annotated as diablo homolog, mitochondrial-like. Gene Ontology annotation, cellular component: mitochondrion. Bases 86 to 802 code for a protein of 238 amino acids. The transcript is spliced from 6 exons. Gene Ontology annotation, biological process: neuron apoptotic process; intrinsic apoptotic signaling pathway in response to oxidative stress. The record is from RefSeq and is a predicted model, not a curated record. NCBI's taxonomy places the organism in Eukaryota, Metazoa, Chordata, Actinopteri, Pleuronectiformes, Cynoglossidae.
GAUUUAAUUUUUGGUUCCCAUUGCAAUCAGCGCAGCCACGGAACUAAUUUCAGUUACACGGACAUUUUACUGUGGCGGACCAAACAUGGCCUCGGUCCGAAGCGCAACAUUUUCUCUCCGUCUGCUUAGGAGUUCUUCUCAUUACCUGUUCAACUUUAAGAAACCUGCUCUUCAAAAACUUGUAAAGUUUAGAAAUGUCCUGUACGCUAGUGUAGCAUCUUUAACUGUAGGAACAGGGCUCUGUGCCAUACCCUUCAAACAGGUGGAAAACCUCUCUCACGAUACUCUGAUCAGACGAGCAGCCUCUUUGGUCACAGACAGUUCAAGCACUUUCCUCUCACAGACCACUUUGGCUCUUAUAGAUGCCAUCGCAGAAUAUUCUAAAGCCGUGCACACACUCAUCGCUGUCCACAAACGUUACCUGGACUUGCUGGGAAAACUGAGUCCAGCAGAAGAGGAUUCAGUCUGGCAGGUGAUCAUUGGCCAGCGAGCACAGGUCGAUGACAGAUGGAAUGAAUGCAAGCGUUUCGAGUCGACCUGGGUCAGUGCGCUCAGAUUGUGUGAAACGGCAGCCGAGGCGGCGUACACAUCAGGAGCGGAACAUGCAUCCAUCACUGUGAGAACACACAUUCAGGUGGCUCAGUCUCAGGUGGACGAGGCGCAGAAACUGUCUCUGGAUGCAGAGAAGAAGUUAGCUGAGACUAAAGUCAUGGAGGUUGAAAGGAUGGCUCAGCAUGCUGUGUCUUCACAGAGUCAUAACGAUGAGGACGAGGUUCCUGACGCCUAUCUGAGAGAAGACUGAAGGCUGUCGGUACACAGCCACAGUACUGCACUGGGCUCUGUCAGUUGUUUUGUCUCAUUAAUGGAUAAUUGGAAAUAAAUACCAAAAUGAGUUUCAAUCUUUCACUGUUAUUCACACUGAAUUCUGUGCUUUCAAUAUAUUCAAAAUUAAGCAGAGUAUUUUGUUGUUAAAAAAGCUAAUUUCAUGGAAUAAUUUAUUGCGUUGUGUUUUAUGUAUUGUUUGAUAGCUUAAUUUUAGAUGCUUGACACAUUAAAGAAAUAUAAUAAAUAAUCCAAAUGUGACAGUGCGACCUAAAAGACCAUUUUUAAAACAGUAAUCUUUAACUGUUGAUGGGCCGAUGGGCCACUGCUUGUGGGCCGAAUCUUGCCCAUCAAACUGUCCAAUCCAACCUGUGGACUGGAUCCCAAAGUUGUAAGAUUUCAAAGAGGAAAUAUUGUGGAAAUAUUGUGAGUCAGGUGCCACAGCGUUGUUGCUUGUUCAGUUUUUGUUGGUGAUUGUCCCGUUGACUUCCAGUCUCCUAUCAUGAUCUUUGAUCAUUUUCUAUAAAGUCCGUGUGGCUCUA